ACUGUUCCAUUUCGUGAAAUGGUUUGGUCUCUUAGGAAACAGUGGUGUAGAUAUGUUAUUGGUAGGAAAACGGACCGAGGCGCUGACUGCUCCUGCCAGUGUCCGGGUCACCGGUUGACCGGGGCGACGCCCUGACACAAAUCCGACCUGUGAAGCCUCUCAUCCCGCUGAGCCGACCGGGGCCCGAUCAGGCUGCGAGAGGCGAAGCAGACGGAGCUGUCCGAGGUGCUGACCCCGGUCAGCUUCACCUAUUUUUUGUCCGUGACUAAGCGUCUAACCACUGAACAGGCUACACCUGUAAUUAAAAUGGCUCAAAUCAUCUCUUAGCUUUUUCUUAUGUAUUAAGUUCCAACAAUUCAACUUCACUGUGAGCAAUUCACUGUGUGUUUUUUCUCUGUCCUUGUGUCCACAUCGGACCAGCAUGGGGAAUAAUAAGACACCAUUAUGUUACGAUUACAAAGUCCAUUUCAGGGAACACACACUAAACAAUAACAGACUUUUACGUCUUAAUGUACGAGGGAUGUUUUCCAUGCAGCUACACAGCUGUGACACAUACAUAACAUUAUCAGCUGGGCGAGCAAGGAGAAAGUAUUAGGAUUUGUAACAAUACAUGACGUUUCUUUUCAACUUAUGGAUGAUUACUAUGGCGUUAUAAGGCAAUUACAGAUAGUGUCUUCUUUGUAGGGUCCACUGCAAUCUGCACCCAUAGCACUUUGUGAUAAUCACGUCUAGGCAGAUACCUGUGAGCGCCCUCUAGUGAAUUUAUUGCUUCUUUACGAGAGCACGAGUUUGGAUGAUAAACAAACCACGUGACCAUUUAUUCAAUUCAUUAUUAACUUAUUAUCUAUAGCAAACAGAUUAAGCACAGAGACUACAAACACCUCAUAUUUAGAUAGAGAUUCUACUGGUGGAUGAUAUUUUCAAUAGAAAGCUGCUAUGAUUUCAUCUAAAUUAAAGCUAAAUCAGAAUACUAUAGUAGCCUAUAUUGCAGAGUUUGUUGUGAAACUAAAGGGAAGAGUAUGUAGUAUGUAUGUAGUAUGUAGUAUGCUAAAAGUAUGAAAGUAUGUUGCAGAACUGUCUGCUUAUGUAUCUUGUUUUGACUGCACAUUUACGAGCAGUAUAUGCUGUAUUUUCUUAAUAUAAUUACAGACCACAAUCAGUAAGAGGCUUUUGUCCCUCAGUUUCAGACACAAUCUGAGCAGUGCAGAUUUGUCCUUUCCUUAUCACCCGUGAUAAACCCGUGAAGCAGUAUCUGGCCAGCCCAAUGCCUCUCUCUAUCCAAUCGCAUGUUUCAGGGAGGAGUGAAACCGAUGUUUUAAAAGUUGCAUCUAGCACUGACCCAUAGCAGACUGGCUCCUGAAACAAAUCUAGACCUGUCAAAAUGGUUGAAUGGACUGACUUCGAACGCGCCACCAUCCAGAACAUCUUCGGAAUUAUGGACUAUGAGGUCGUGGGUCCUGCUGCUCUUUCCAGGUGCCUGGUUGUCUACCCCUGGACUCAGAGGUACUUCGGCGGCUUUGGAAACCUCUACAACGCCGCUGCCAUCGCUUCAAAUCCGAUGGUGGCAGCUCACGGAAAAGUUGUCCUUCACGGUCUGGACCGGGCUGUGAGGAACAUGGACAACAUCAAAGGGACAUAUGCAGAGCUGAGCGUGCUGCACUCCGAGAAACUGCACGUGGACCCAGACAACUUCAAGCUGCUGGCAGACUGCCUGACCAUCGUGGUUGCCGCUAGGAUGGGUAAAGACUUCACUGGUGAGGUCCAGGCAGCUUUCCAGAAGUUCCUGUCCGUGGUGGUGUCCUCUCUGGGGAGGCAGUACCACUAGAGGGCUGCAACAAAAGAUAACGAUCAUUUGUUUAAAAGCUCUUUUUAAAAUUAUGCAUCGAAAUUAUAAAUAAACAAACAAUAAGCGUA
Messenger RNA from Lates calcarifer (barramundi perch), 1914 nucleotides. RefSeq names its product hemoglobin subunit beta-2. The transcript has 3 exons. NCBI's taxonomy places the organism in Eukaryota, Metazoa, Chordata, Actinopteri, Centropomidae. Gene Ontology annotation, cellular component: hemoglobin complex; haptoglobin-hemoglobin complex; blood microparticle. Gene Ontology annotation, biological process: oxygen transport; hydrogen peroxide catabolic process. The record is from RefSeq and is a predicted model, not a curated record. Bases 1382 to 1825 code for a protein of 147 amino acids. Gene Ontology annotation, molecular function: oxygen binding; organic acid binding; oxygen carrier activity.